AUGUCACAACCAAUUCUUACCACUAGUAAUGGUGCACCAGUUGAUAAUAACCUCAACUCUGUCACUGCCGGUGUCAACGGCCCAAUCUUGAUUCAAGAUUUCCACUUGAUUGACAAGUUGUCUCACUUUGAUCGUGAGAGAAUCCCAGAGCGUGUCGUACAUGCCAAGGGUGCCGGUGCUCACGGUUACUUUGAAGUCACCAACUCAGACAUUCCAAAGUGGUGUCGUGCCAAGUUGUUCAACAAGGUUGGCAAGAGAACCCCACUCUUUACUCGUUUCUCUACUGUCGGUGGUGAAAAGGGUUCCUCUGACAGUGCCAGAGAUCCACGUGGUUUCGCCGUCAAAUUAUAUACCGAAGAAGGUAAUUGGGAUAUGGUUGGAAAUAAUACACCAGUAUUUUUCAUUCGUGACCCAAGUAAAUUCCCAGACUUUAUUCAUACACAAAAGCGUAAUCCACAAACCAAUUUAAAGGAUGCCAAUGCCUUUUGGGAUUUUGCCAGUUUGUCACCAGAAACUACUCAUCAAUUCACCAUUUUGUUCUCUGAUAGAGGUACACCAAAGACCUAUCGUCACAUGGAUGGUUUCUCGUCACACACACUCAAGUGGGUCAAUGCCGAGGGCAAGGCAUACUGGGUCAAGAUGCAUUUCAAGACCGAGAGUGGUAUCCAAAACCACACUGCCGAGGAGGCCGAGCAGAUGGACUCCAAGGACCCAGACUCUGCCACCCGUGACCUCUUUGAGAGUAUCGCCAAGGGCGGCGAACCAGCCUGGAAGGUGUGGCCACACAAGGACUACCCCCUUAUUCCAAUCGGUCGUAUGGUGUUGAACCGUAACCCAGAAAACUACUUUGCCGAGGUUGAGCAAGCUGCCUUUUCGCCAUCACACAUGGUACCAGGUAUCGAGCCAUCCCCAGACAAAAUGCUCCAAGGUCGUCUAUUCUCCUACCCAGAUACCCACCGUCACCGUCUCGGCGUCAACUACCAACAAAUCCCAGUCAACUGUCCAUACGCCGUCAAGGGUGGUGUCAAGAACUACCAACGUGAUGGUGCCAUGGCUGUCAAUGGCAACCAAGGAAAGGCCCCCAACUACCACCCCAACUCGUUUGGCGGUCCAGACGUCCAACCAGACGCUGCCAUCCACCAAUUCCCAGUCGCUGGCAGUGCCGGUCGUUUCCAAUACCCACCAAGCGACGACUUUGUCCAACCAGGUAACCUCUACCGUCUCAUGGACGAAGGUGCCAAGACCCGUCUCGUUGGCAACAUCGUCGGUCACAUGAAGGGUGUCACUGUCCGUGACAUCCAACUCCGUGCCAUCUCCAACUUUUACAAGGCCGACAAGGAUUACGGUACCCGUAUUGCCAAGGGUCUCGGUAUUGAUAUUAAUGAUGUAGUAAAAUUCUCUUCUAGAUCAAACUUUAAUUAUGAAGAUAAAAAAUAUUGUAUCACUGAAACUAAAUCACAAUGUAUUCCCCAACAAGAUAUUUAUAAAUUUGUAAACUUUAAUAUUGAAGGACCAUUUGACAAUAAUUUAUAUUUUGGGUCGGUAAAGAAUAUUGCCAAUAUUCCAAUGAUGUAUUUUAGUAUAAAGUUAAACAAUGAUAGUGUAGUUGAGGGAAUCAAGAAUAUUUUCUAUGAUGAUGUCGAUGGAUUCCUGUUUGCCAAUCAAACCUUUUCCCAACAUUUCCUACCUGGUCAACAUUAUACAUUCUCAUUUGGUGCUACCAAUUUAAAAACUUACUUUGUUAGUGAAAUUGGUUUUAAUGUAGUUAGAGAAGAAAAAGAAAUGGAAAGAAUUAAAGAAAUUUAA
Molecule: messenger RNA, 1806 nt
Organism: Cavenderia fasciculata
Lineage: Eukaryota; Evosea; Eumycetozoa; Acytosteliales; Cavenderiaceae
Gene: catA
Product: catalase
Exons: 6
Coding region: 1-1806 (601 amino acids)
Biological process (GO): response to hydrogen peroxide; hydrogen peroxide catabolic process
Cellular component (GO): mitochondrion; peroxisome; cytoplasm
Molecular function (GO): catalase activity; heme binding
Source: RefSeq, a predicted model, not a curated record